Gamsiella multidivaricata is the source of this 590-nucleotide messenger RNA. RefSeq lists its product as uncharacterized. The coding region runs from base 22 to 339 and encodes 105 amino acids. Lineage: Eukaryota; Fungi; Mortierellomycota; Mortierellomycetes; Mortierellales; Mortierellaceae. The transcript has a single exon. The record is from RefSeq and is a predicted model, not a curated record.
GUUUGUCAAUUGUGACCGUAAAUGGACUGCCUUGCCCCACUCCACACCCUCGGGGGUUCAAGGCAAUGCCGAGCAACGACUAUUCGGUCCCAUCGCACUUCAUCAAGUCAGACGGCUUCUCCAUGGAUAACCCGAACCAGAGUCCCAGAAACGAAUACCAGCCUAUCUCAGAAGAGCGACGGCGCUUUCUCGAGGAAAAGUACAAGCGCAGGAACCUCGCCCCGGAAUCGCUCGCCAUUCGCCCUGAACUUCGCAAACUGCACAUCGCCACUAUCAUCUUCGCCUUUGGUAAAACAGCGCUUAACAUUAUGGAUACUUGCGCUUCUUUGGAAGAUUUAAGACCAAAGGGGUUUAGUUGUCCUGAAGUGAAUUGAGAUAAUAACACCUAUAGCGUAUCGUUCAAUGGGCUACUUCAAACAAUUUAGGACUGGGUGGAUAUUUUGCACUCUAUGCAGACUUUGGGGAAAAAGAGACAGUCUUUUCGCCGGUACGUUAACCUAUUUCAGGCAUGGAGCUUGGGGCCAGUCGAUGGAGGAUAAAGGUCCCAAACACAACUAGCUCGAUUGCUCUGACACUGGUGUUAUCUCUUU